Molecule: messenger RNA, 1209 nt
Organism: Diaporthe citri
Lineage: Eukaryota; Fungi; Ascomycota; Sordariomycetes; Diaporthales; Diaporthaceae
Exons: 1
Coding region: 1-1209 (402 amino acids)
Source: RefSeq, a predicted model, not a curated record
AUGACUUCUACGAUCACGAACCCCGACCUCAGAGGCAUCUUGACGCCGCUCCUACCUUCGUUGCCUGCCGCAGCACUCUCGACCCAGCCCGCCCCCGCAAUAUUACCACUACUCUCGCCGAUCCUCCGACAGCGUGUCCAACUCUUGUCCUCAGCCAGCACAGACCCAUGGCUGCGUUUAUUAUCCUACGACAAGGGCAAGGACGGGCGAUUGGCAGAGGUUGCUCGGAGUGACCGACUAGAGCCACAUCCCGUUUCCGGCGAGGUCGAGGUCGACUGGGACUACGAUGUCCAGACACAGUACAGACGACUCGACGAGGAGACGCUGCAAGCACUUGUUGUUCUCGAGGACUUUGAACUGUUCUUCCGACUAGUAUAUUGUGUCAACGACGAGGCAGGAGGCGGCGACGGGUGGCGGGUCGGCGAGAUCAGCGUCCCGGACAAAUCGAACCCGUUCGCAUCGUUCGCGGGGUACUCGAGCAUUGAGGCCGCGGAGAAUUCGUUCCGGCAGCAGGACGCGAACACCAACAAGUCCGUAUCACAACCAGCCAGCACUGACGUGGCGUAUCAGCCUGUAGACGACAAGCAAGAGGAAGAGGACGACGACGAUGAUUACUGGGCUCGUUAUGAUGCCACACCAGCGCGCACGCCACAGCCAGCCCGCUCGCCAGCACCGCAGUCAGCACCACAGCAGACAUUGGCAGCUACUCACCAGGCCGUCGCCGAGGAAGACGAUGCAUACUUUUCCCAGUACGACAACGUGCAGCCCGCGAUGGACAACCACGACCCAGACGAGGCUCAAGCGGCACAAGAAAUCACGGGCUCGGCACCUCCCCUGGGCCUGCAGCACCCUGUAGGCUCGGGCACAAGAGCAGGCGAGGACGGCGAGGAAGCCAACGAGACCAACGGGGCGUGGACGCUCGCGCCGUCGCCGGGCGGCAGAUCGCAGGAAGAGGAGGAGAGGACGGCAUCGCUCGCACACCCCAGGCCGGAGUCCAGCGCCAGCUCGAACGGGUCGAACACGGUGCUGAAGCUGGAGGAGCAGGCGGGGCGGCAGGAGUCGAGCGAGUUCGGAAUUAAGCAGCACGUGUCGAGGAGCAUCAGGAGCCUGUUCUUGUUAUCGCGGGCGGCGGGCAUCGACCGGGACGAGUUCGAGCGGAUGGUCAAGACGGAGCUGGAUGUGCUGGGGAUGGUCGAGGAUGAUAUCUAG